Messenger RNA from Varanus komodoensis (Komodo dragon), 1092 nucleotides. RefSeq names its product blue-sensitive opsin-like. The transcript is spliced from 5 exons. Gene Ontology annotation, cellular component: photoreceptor outer segment; membrane. Gene Ontology annotation, molecular function: G protein-coupled receptor activity. Lineage: Eukaryota; Metazoa; Chordata; Lepidosauria; Squamata; Varanidae. The coding region runs from base 1 to 1092 and encodes 363 amino acids. Gene Ontology annotation, biological process: G protein-coupled receptor signaling pathway; phototransduction; visual perception. The record is from RefSeq and is a predicted model, not a curated record.
AUGCACAAAACUAGGCCUGAAUCCCAGAAUGACCUCCCUGAAGAUUUCUUCAGCCCCAUGCCCUUGGACGUUGCCAACAUCACAACCCUAAGCCCUUUCCUGGUACCUCAGACUCACCUGGGUAGUCCAGGUCUCUUUAUGGGCAUGGCUGCCUUUAUGUUCUUACUGAUUGUACUUGGGGUGCCCAUCAAUGUCCUCACCAUCUUCUGCACCUUCAAGUACAAGAAGCUCCGAUCCCACCUCAACUACAUCCUGGUCAACCUUGCUGUGUCAAACUUACUUGUGGUCUGUGUUGGAUCUACUACUGCCUUCUACAGCUUCUCCCAGAUGUACUUCGCCCUGGGUCCUACUGCCUGCAAGAUAGAGGGCUUUGCUGCAACACUGGGUGGUAUGGUGAGCUUAUGGUCUCUGGCAGUUGUGGCCUUUGAACGAUUCCUGGUCAUUUGCAAACCCCUGGGAAACUUCACCUUCAGGGGUACUCAUGCCAUCAUCGGUUGCAUCAUCACAUGGGUUUUUGGCUUGGUGGCUGCCGUACCACCACUGUUGGGCUGGAGCAGGUAUAUCCCCGAGGGACUGCAGUGCUCCUGUGGACCUGACUGGUAUACAACAAACAACAAGUGGAACAAUGAGUCAUAUGUGUUGUUCCUCUUCAGCUUUUGCUUUGGAGUGCCACUCUCCAUUAUUGUGUUCUCCUAUGGCCGUCUUCUCCUCACCCUGCGUGCUGUUGCCAAGCAGCAGGAGCAGUCAGCCACAACGCAGAAGGCUGAGAGAGAGGUGACCAAGAUGGUAAUAGUGAUGGUGAUGGGUUUCCUGGUGUGCUGGCUGCCUUAUGCCUCCUUUGCAUUGUGGGUAGUGUCGCACCGUGGAGAGCCCUUUGAUGUUCGCCUGGCCUCCAUCCCUGCUGUCUUCUCCAAGGCCUCCGCUGUUUACAACCCCGUCAUUUACGUCUUCAUGAACAAGCAGUUCCGUUUCUGCAUGCUGAAGCUUGUCUUCUGUGGCAAGAGCCCUUUUGGUGAUGAGGAUGACGUUUCAGGUUCCUCACAAGCCACCCAGGUUUCCUCAGUGUCCUCCAGCCAGGUGUCCCCAGCAUAA